GCAAAAAAGAAGGGGGCUCGACGCUCACUUAGCAAGGGGAAAAACAGCCUUAAUCAAAUCAAUGGGGUAACUGUCAAAAGGGGAGUUAUCUUUCGGGGGUAUUAUAACAUAACUGUAUACCUGGGAAGUAGCACCUUUGGAGAUAUCGUCAGAUACCAGAUGAUGUCAUUCUGGUGUCUUACAUCGUCAGAACUUGGAUUUUGUUUGUUGAGUGCCGCAGCAGUCGUUACCAUUGGUGGAGUCUUGAGACAUGGUUUAUGGAUGCUUCCUAUACGUAGUGCAUACGAGACGAAAUGAGUCAGCGGUGUACUGCCGACAGCUGCCCCUUCUUGCAACAGUGAAAUAAACCCGGUUUGUUACUCGUAAACUCCCCCUGCGCCCUGAAACAGACACACACAAGGCAAGAAAUGUGUGACUAAAGCCAGGGAAGAAAAGUUGAAGAUUUGGGGGAGGCCAUGUUUAUUUUUGCCGUCUCAUGACGGCAAUGCGACGAAACAUCCCUCGCUCACAUCAAACUUGGAAUCUAAUACUUUGGAUUUAACUCUGAGAGGAAAUCUUGUUGCUUUUACUUGGGGCAGAGAUGAGCGGGAAAACUCUUCUUCAGUCGACGCACUUGCCGGUUCAUGACCAGCUGACGAGAGAGGUGCGCACAUUCAGCAACGCAGUGCGAUGGCACAAAUUGGCGAGGAACUCGAGUCGUAUUGGGUUUGGUGCAGAACUCCAGAGUAAAACUGCUCAUGAUGCAAUCCUCAGACUCAAUGAUCAAGAACUACGUCUCAUGGAAACACUAAAGCGCGUUGUGGCUCAUCGGAUGAGAGCGGACAAAGACUACGCAACGGCCCUGCAGACCAUCGGUAACCUGGCAACCAAAUUUGAUACCGACGCCCAGUUAUCACACAACAACAGUCCUUUACUCAAGGCAUGGAAUCACCUGAUCGAGGAAACGGACAGAAUAUGUAAGUUGAUACGGAGUAAUGCAGAGGAGAUUCAGAACAUAAUAGAGAAGCUUACAAUGCUCAUCAAAGACAAGCAAGAAUCCAAACGUCAGUACAUGCAGGAGCGAACCAGGAUAGACUCAGAGUUUAUGAAGGCAAGGAGAGAGGUGGAUGAAAACUUAAGUACUUACAAGAAAUCAGCUCGGGAAGCGAGGGAGAGUAAAAGCAAAUAUGAAGAACAGCUCCAGAAAGGUAACAAAGUCAAAGACAUUGACAGAGCCAAGGAAAAGUACAAGAAGUGUGUGAUCAAACUGCACAAGGCACACAACGACUAUGUCCUGUCGCUUCGGGCGGCAGGGUUACACCAAGAGCACUACCGCAACAACAUCCUUCCAAGGCUACUCGAAUGUUUGCAGCAGACGCAAGAGAGCCAGGUCGCUCAGAUCAAGCAAGUGAUGGUAGAGCACUGUAACCUGAUCAACUCCGCAUCUGGGAAGUUUCUCUCCUACUACAACAGCAUCAUGCAGAAUAUGGUGGAGAUAAGACCAGAGAAGGAAUACAACAGCUUCGUGGAAAAUUACAGAAUGGAGCCCCCUGCCAUGGAGACGUUCUCCUUUGACCCCUCACCCUCAGAAGACUUUCCCGAUGGCCUCAAAGAAAACACUAUAGUACUUGACACCCUCACAAUUGAAGCCAUUCAACACUCGCAUUCAUCAUUAGAUGAGCAGCUAAAGAACACGAGAGAAAAACUAUCAUCCAAGAAACAGGAACUCAAGAACCUUGAUGAGGAAAUACGAGCUAUCCCACCCUCGCCCAAAGAAGAGGGCGCUGUACUAGACCUGUUGUCCAAACAGAAGCAGUACCGGGACGCGAGUCGGGAGAUCCAGGAGCUACGGUGUCAAGAAGCCAAACUUGCUACUCAGUACUCUAUGCUUGAUGCCAAGCUGGGGGAGAUGGGGGACGAGGACAACCUCCCGCCCGGCAUCAUCUUCCCUGAAGGAGGUGGCACAGGGACGCUCUCCACACGGAGCACCAUACAGAGUCCUAACCUCAACUCAAGCACAGAUUCAACAACAGAGCAGAAAAGUAUGAGGUCUCACAUGGCAAAGAUGACCAAGAUCUUCAAAGGCAGAGGCCAUGACAGCUCACAUGAGAGGGAACCAUGGUUAUGGUACAGAAGACAGACUAAUCAGUCGAUGAUGGCAGUGAGUGUGAAGCCAAGCAAUAACCAACCUACAGAGCUCCCCCUCGAGGAGGAAGAAUUCUACCACGGGGCGUUACCGAGGAAAGAAACAGAAAUGUUACUGGUCAACGACGGGGAUUUCUUGGUUAGAGAGAAGAGCGAUGCCUGGGGACGCUAUGUCCUGUCUGCAAAGCAUGCUGGGAAGGUUAGACACUUCCCCAUCCAGAUAAACGAUGAGAAUAUGUAUCGCCUUGAGGGUGAUGCUUUCCCAACGGUGGGAGAACUCAUCCGCUUCCAGCUGAACAGUAGACAGCCAGUUACCAAGGCAUCACAGGCCAUACUCCUCAACCGGGUGUGUCGGGUCAGGAACGAACACGAUCUGAGACACGAGGAAAUUGAUCUAGAGGAGAAGCUGGGAGCGGGUCAUUUUGGUGACGUCCAUCGAGGAAGGAUAAAGAGGUCCCAGCUUGCUGUAGCGGUCAAGACGUGCAAAGAGACGGUUGACGCGGCAACCAGGAGGAAGUUCCUCCAAGAGGCUAAUAUUCUUAAACAGUACGACCACGCCAACAUUGUCAAGCUCAUCGGAGUCUGCACUGACAAGCAUCCUAUCUAUAUUGUCAUGGAACUCGUGCCUGGUGGUGACCUGCUAUCUUUCUUGAGGAAUGAUCAGAAUGAACUUUCCACCAAGCAACGUGUCAAGAUGGGUGAAGAUGCUGCCUCUGGGAUGGCCUAUCUGGAGUCUAAACAGUGUAUACACAGAGAUUUGGCUGCCAGAAACUGUCUGGUAGGAAACAAGAAUGUCAUUAAGAUAAGUGACUUUGGUAUGUCAAGAGAAGAUGACGUCUACACGAUACGUGAGGGCGCUAUGAGGCAAAUUCCUAUCAAAUGGACCGCUCCGGAGGCUAUGAACUUUGGUAAAUACACAUCUAUGUCUGAUGUUUGGAGCUUUGGUAUUCUCCUAUGGGAGAUAUUCUCAAACGGGAGUACACCAUACCCUGGCAUGACGAAUAAUGAAGCUAGGGAGAAAGUGCAGCAAGGUUACCGGAUGCCACCACCAGAUAACACCCCUGAGGAGGUUAGGAUACUGAUGGAGAAUUGCUGGAAGAUGGUGGAUGAGGACCGGCCAAAGUUCAAAGACGCUCAGUCGAGCCUCAAGAGGGCUCAUAAGUCGGUGCGGUAAUGGUACGCAACAUCUGAGGGCGCCAAGAACAUGUCCUCGAUUUAGGAUGUCUUUUGUUGAUUUUGUCAUAUUUUCCCGUGCAC
Lytechinus pictus (painted urchin) is the source of this 3381-nucleotide messenger RNA. Its product is annotated as tyrosine-protein kinase Fer-like. Gene Ontology annotation, biological process: chemotaxis; regulation of mast cell degranulation; cell adhesion. The transcript has 19 exons. The record is from RefSeq and is a predicted model, not a curated record. Gene Ontology annotation, molecular function: ATP binding; non-membrane spanning protein tyrosine kinase activity. The coding region runs from base 581 to 3298 and encodes 905 amino acids. NCBI's taxonomy places the organism in Eukaryota, Metazoa, Echinodermata, Echinoidea, Temnopleuroida, Toxopneustidae.